Poecilia reticulata (guppy) is the source of this 4391-nucleotide messenger RNA. Lineage: Eukaryota; Metazoa; Chordata; Actinopteri; Cyprinodontiformes; Poeciliidae. The record is from RefSeq and is a predicted model, not a curated record.
GAUUUCAGUAUAAAACAGAAGCUCCCAGUUCACUCUGAAGUUCAGGACUGACUGGCUUCCAGAAAAGUAUCCACACACCAAGUGCAUCACUGAAAAACAAACAAGUGAAACCAUGAGUGGGGAUUCGGAGAUGGAGUGUUUUGGCCCAGCGGCCGUAUACCUCCGGAAACCAGAAAGGGAGAGAAUUGAGGCUCAGAACACUCCCUUUGAUGCCAAAACAGCAUACUUUGUAACAGAGCCUGCUGAGAUGUAUUUGAAGGGUAAACUAGUGAAGAAGGAGGGUGGCAAAGCCACGGUAGAAGUUAAAGGUGGAAAGAGCAUCACUGUAAAGGAGGAUGAAAUCUUUCCAAUGAACCCACCAAAAUUCGACAAGAUUGAGGACAUGGCCAUGAUGACCCACCUCAGUGAGCCCUCUGUGCUGUAUAACCUCAAAGAGCGAUAUGCAGCAUGGAUGAUCUACACCUACUCCGGGUUGUUCUGCGUCACUGUGAACCCCUACAAGUGGCUKCCAGUGUACGAUGCAAUGGUUGUUGCAGGAUACAGAGGGAAGAAGAGAAUUGAGGCUCCUCCCCACAUCUUCUCCAUCUCUGAUAACGCCUAUCAGUUCAUGCUCCAAGACCGUGAGAAUCAGUCAAUCCUGAUUACUGGAGAAUCUGGUGCAGGAAAGACUGUGAACACCAAACGUGUCAUCCAGUACUUUGCGACAAUCGCAGUAGCUGGUGGAAAGAAGUCGGAGCCAAUUCCUGGAAAAAUGCAGGGAUCGCUGGAAGAUCAAAUCAUUGCAGCCAACCCCCUGCUGGAGGCCUAUGGUAAUGCCAAGACAGUGAGAAAUGACAACUCAUCUCGCUUUGGUAAAUUCAUCAGAAUCCAUUUUGGAACAACUGGAAAGCUGGCUUCAGCUGAUAUCGAAACAUAUCUGCUGGAGAAAUCUCGUGUGACAUUCCAGCUGUCUGCUGAGAGAAGUUAUCACAUCUUCUACCAGCUCGCAACAGGCCACAAACCUGAGCUAAUCGAGGGUCUCCUCAUCACCACCAACCCAUAUGACUUUCCCAUGAUAAGUCAGGGAGAAAUCACUGUCAAGAGUAUCAAUGACAUUGAAGAAUUCAUCGCCACUGAUACUGCCAUCGACAUCCUGGGUUUCACUGCAGAAGAGAAAGCUAACAUUUACAAGCUAACAGGAGCUGUGAUGCAUCAUGGAAACAUGAAGUUCAAGCAGAAGCAGCGGGAAGAGCAGGCUGAACCUGAUGGCACUGAGGUGGCCGAUAAAAUCGCUUACCUCAUGGGCCUGAACUCUGCUGACAUGCUCAAAGCUUUGUGUUACCCCCGAGUGAAGGUUGGAAAUGAAAUGGUGGUCAAAGGUCAAACUGUGCCACAGGUCAACAAUGCAGUGAGUGCUCUCUGCAAGUCUGUCUAUGAGAAGAUGUUCUUGUGGAUGGUCGUCAGAAUCAACGAGAUGUUGGACACCARGCAGCCAAGGAACUACUUCAUCGGUGUCUUGGACAUCGCUGGUUUUGAAAUCUUUGAUUUCAACAGCUUGGAACAGCUGUGCAUCAACUUCACCAAUGAAAAACUGCAACAGUUCUUCAACCAUCACAUGUUCGUCCUGGAGCAAGAAGAGUACAAGAAGGAGGGAAUUGAAUGGGAGUUCAUUGACUUUGGCAUGGACUUGGCUGCGUGCAUUGAGCUCAUUGAGAAGCCAAUGGGCAUCUUCUCCAUCCUUGAAGAGGAGUGUAUUGUUCCCAAGGCAACAGACAUGACCUUCAAGAGCAAACUGUAUGACCAACAUGUGGGAAAAAGUGCUCCCUUCCAGAAACCAAAAGCUCGUAUUGAGGAGCUAGAAGAGGAGAUUGAGGCUGAGCGAGCUGCUCGGGCCAAAGUGGAGAAGCAGAGGGCCGAUCUCUCCAGGGAACUUGAGGAGAUCAGCGAGAGGCUUGAGGAAGCUGGAGGWGCSACWKCWGYUCAGAUYGAGAUGAACAAGAAGCGUGAGGCUGAGUUUCAGAARCUGCGUCGUGACCUUGAAGAGGCCACCCUGCAGCAUGAGGCCACGGCCGCAUCUCUCCGUAAGAARCAGGCCGACAGCGUGGCGGAGCUGGGAGAGCAGAUCGAUAACCUCCAGAGAGUCAAACAGAAGCUGGAGAAAGAGAAAAGUGAAUACAAGAUGGAGAUCGAUGACCUCUCAAGCAACAUGGAGGCCACUGCAAAAGCAAAGGCUAACAUGGAGAAGAUGUGCCGCUCUCUUGAGGAUCAAUUGAGUGAGCUGAAGACCAAGAAUGACGAGCAUAUCCGUCAACUUAAUGAAAUUAAUUCUCAUAAAGCUAAACUGUUGUCUGAGAAUGGUGAAAUCAGUCGUCAGCUGGAGGAAAAAGAGUCUCUUGUUUCCCAGCUUACUAGAGGAAAACAGGCCUUUAUGCAUCAAAUCGAGGAGCUCAAAAGACACCUAGAAGAAGAAGUUAAGGCCAAGAAUGCUCUGGCUCAUGCGGUCCAGUCGUCUCGUCAUGACUGUGAUCUGCUCAGAGAGCAGUAUGAAGAGGAGCAGGAGGCCAAAGCCGAGCUGCAGCGCGCUAUGUCCAAGGCUAACAGCGAGGUGGCUCAGUGGAGAACCAAGUACGAGACUGAUGCCAUUCAGCGCACUGAGGAGUUGGAAGAGGCCAAGAAGAAGCUCGCCCAGCGUCUUCAGGAUGCAGAGGAGUCCAUUGAGGCAGUGAAUGCAAAAUGCGCCUCUCUGGAAAAGACCAAGCAGAGGCUGCAGGGUGAGGUGGAGGACCUGAUGAUCGACGUGGAGAGAGCUAAUGCUCUGGCUGCAAAUCUUGACAAGAAGCAGAGGAACUUUGACAAGCUCCUUGCAGAGUGGAAGCAGAAGUAUGAGGAGAGCCAGGCUGAGCUGGAGGGAGCUCAGAAAGAGGCUCGUUCGAUGAGUACUGAGCUGUUCAAAAUGAAAAACUCUUAUGAAGAAGCUCUGGACCAUCUGGAGACUCUGAAGAGGGAGAACAAGAACCUGCAACAGGAGAUCUCAGACUUGACUGAACAACUUGGUGAGACAGGGAAGACAAUCCAUGAGCUGGAAAAAGGAAAGAAGACUGUGGAAAGUGAGAAGUCUGAAAUCCAGACAGCUUUAGAGGAGGCAGAGGCCACCCUGGAGCAUGAGGAAUCCAAGAUUCUCCGCGUCCAGCUGGAGCUUACCCAAGUCAAGAGUGAAAUUGACAGAAAACUUGCAGAAAAGGAUGAAGAGAUCGAGCAGAUCAAGAGGAACAGCCAGAGGGUGAUGGAGUCCAUGCAGAGUACUCUGGAUGCUGAGGUCAGGAGCAGGAACGACGCCCUGAGAAUCAAGAAGAAGAUGGAGGGAGACCUCAAUGAGAUGGAGAUACAGCUGAGCCACGCCAACCGGCAGGCGGCAGAAGCCCAGAAGCAGCUGAGAAACGUUCAGGGACAGCUUAAGGAUGCACAACUGCACCUUGACGAGGCUGUCCGAGCACAAGAUGACAUGAGAGAGCAGGUUGCGAUAGUGGAGCGCAGAAACACCCUGAUGGUUGCUGAGAUCGAGGAGCUCAGAGCUGCUCUGGAGCAAACGGAGAGAAGCCGCAAAGUGGCUGAACAGGAGCUGGUGGAUGCUAGUGAGCGUGUUACACUGCUGCACUCUCAGAAUACCAGCCUCAUCAACACCAAGAAGAAGCUGGAGGCCGACUUUGUCCAGGUCCAAGGUGAGGUGGAAGAUGCCAUUCAGGAGGCAAGAAAUGCUGAAGAGAAGGCCAAGAAGGCCAUCACUGAUGCAGCCAUGAUGGCUGAAGAGCUGAAGAAGGAGCAGGACACCAGUGCUCAUUUGGAGAGGAUGAAGAAGAACCUGGAGGUCACGGUGAAGGACCUGCAGCACCGUCUGGAGGAGGCUGAGAAUCUGGCUCUGAAGGGAGGCAAGAAGCAGCUCCAGAAACUGGAGGCUAGAGUCCGUGAGCUGGAAGGGGAGGUUGAGGCUGAGCAGAGACGCGGAGCUGAAGCCAUCAAAGGCGUCCGCAAGUAUGAACGCAGAGUGAAGGAGCUCACCUAUCAGACUGAGGAGGACAAGAAGAACAUCGCCCGUCUUCAGGAUCUGGUGGACAAGCUGCAGCUCAAAGUGAAAUCCUACAAGCGUCAAUCUGAGGACGCUGAGGAGCAGGCCAACGCUCACCUGUCCAGGUACAGGAAGGUCCAGCAUGAGCUGGAGGAGGCCCAGGAGCGAGCCGACAUCGCCGAGUCCCAGGUCAACAAGCUGCGGGCCAAGAGCCGCGAAAUGGGCAGGGGAAAGGAGGCUGAAGAGUGAACAUGAAACCGAUUGAAACCCAAGCCAAGAAAUCAUAAAAUAUGAUGUUUUUGUCUGAUGUGUCAAUUGUGAAAAAGAAAUAAACGAGCAAGCAAUAACA